AUGGGAUUACGUGGGACAAACGAGAACUUGAAAGACACAAACGCUCUGGUCCCGUUGCACAACUACGGCGCUGCGACCAAGAUGCUUCGUCUGGCAGCAUUUUCUAGCCGAUUGACACCGACCAUGGACUACAAUAUUCGUGUGUACGUGCUGUCUGACACCAAAGAUGCAUUGAAGCAUGUUUGCAGUGUAGAAUCUCGGUUGGACGGUCGACUUCUGGACAGUACAAAACCAUUUCCAUUCAGAGAUAAUGGAAUCGGCUUGAGUUUCCGCAUUGAGGAUGUAUCACCGGGAUGGAGAAGCCGCCUUCAAACCCGAAUUCAGGAAAUUCCAUUUCGCCACAUCUGGAGUGGAACACAAAUGGCAAUGCUUCAUUGCGCCUUCUCAUUGGAGCAUGUAGAUCCGGCCUAUUCCAGCGUGUCCUGUCACAUUCUGGUGUAUCAGGAGAACACCAACACCGGCUGUCAAAGUCAACAUCAGUUAUUGGAGAUCAUGAGCGAAAAUGCCGAGCGCCCAAACCCUUUGUUCCCACGAUCGGCACCGGGAACACGAUCUGGGCCGUACGUGGAGGAUCCAAUAUCAACAACACCUAUUCAACCAUUCCGACUUCCUUGGUCAGUCCGACGUCGAAUUUGCGAAUCCAUGGAGCAUUCGACUACGCGCGAAAAUGACUGGCGUGUCUUAGCUGUUCAACUAGGAAUGGAAAGGCACAUAAUCCAACUGGCAACCAAGAACAGUCCAACUAAUAGUUUGUUGGAUUUAUGGGAAGCUCAGCAUCGACAUGGUCAAGGUUUGGAAGAACUGAAAUACAAGCUGAUCAAUAUUGGUCGAAUAGAUUGUGCGAACAUUAUCGAGUUUGAGACAGCUCAGAUUUGGGACAAACGAUGA
Echinostoma caproni is the source of this 888-nucleotide messenger RNA. The record is from the annotation of a GenBank genome assembly. NCBI's taxonomy places the organism in Eukaryota, Metazoa, Platyhelminthes, Trematoda, Plagiorchiida, Echinostomatidae.